Molecule: messenger RNA, 885 nt
Organism: Darwinula stevensoni
Lineage: Eukaryota; Metazoa; Arthropoda; Ostracoda; Podocopida; Darwinulidae
Source: the annotation of a GenBank genome assembly
AUGAGCUUUGAUACGCUGGAUCACCUUGUCCCACCUGAGUCGACAUUCCAAGUGACCCUGGAAAAGACGGCCCAAGGCCUGGGGGUGAGCGUGACUGGGGGGAGGGAGGCGAGGAACCACCGCUUGAGAGGAUUUUUCUGGAUCAAGAAGGUAUUUCCGAUUACCCCGGCAUGGGAGCAGGGGAUCCUUACCCUUGGUGACAUCAUCCUCAAGGCUAAUGGAAUCCCAUUGAUUUGGCUCACACGAGACAGAUCCCUUGUCACUCUCUCUAAGUCAGAAGCAGUCUCCAUCGGGUCUCCUCUCACCAUGUGGGAUGCAAGCACAGACAGCCCAACACCAGAGAUGUUUGGUUCUCCACCUCGCCCUACAAGCCUCGACCUGGCAUCCCCUUCUUCACGGUCGUCCAGCCUCCGCCGGCAGCAGUUCAUCCUUCCAUCCCCGAUCCUUGGUGACAGCCCAGAUCACAGCCUUGCCUCUCUGCCUCCAGAGAUUGAGCCCUCUAAGAAAUUUCAACGAAACCACGAGUACAUGUCGGCCAACUGGAACGAGAGGAGUCGAGGGGGUAAGACCAGUGAUGGGGACAUGGGACUCCUCAAGUGUAGAGGGACUGUCUUCAAUGAGCCUGAUGAUCACAUUGAUUGGCCCAAUGAUGCUGAAGAUGUAGUUGAGAUAGGGAUCUCUCCCAGCGGUCAAUGGAGAGGAUGCAUCCGGGCAGGAGAUGGAAGCUGUGAUAGGUCUGUUGCAUACGCUGAGGGGCCACAUCCACAUGGUGCUCGGCCGACCGCAGACCGCCUCCACUUCGUGACCUUUUGCACCUCUGCCUUCCACUGUGUCUCGUCCAUAAUGAAAAUUGGGAUAGUCUUCCUCCUGUUCUCCAAGAUCUAG